Molecule: messenger RNA, 2003 nt
Organism: Oppia nitens
Lineage: Eukaryota; Metazoa; Arthropoda; Arachnida; Sarcoptiformes; Oppiidae
Exons: 5
Coding region: 240-1988 (582 amino acids)
Source: RefSeq, a predicted model, not a curated record
UGACUGUAUGACUGUCAGCCAAUGGAAUCGUUGGACACUAUGUUUUGAACGUUAAAUAGUGGGACAAAAGCAUAACAUUGAGUCAUAAAACGUCUGAUUAUUAUUCAAAUAAAACGAUUGCUUUUUCACACAAUUGUCGCACAUUUUAACCACUCAUUUGACCAAAUUAUCACCAAUUGGUUCAUAAAAUCAUUAUAUAUAUAUUGAUUACAAAUAUUGUCAUACAUUUUGUAUAAGAUAUGUCUUCAGAAAAGAAGAAAAGGUCGGAUAAGAAGACUGAAAACGUGGCCAUCGGUGGUGAUAGCAAUGAGUCAGAAGUGAAUCAAUUGAGGAAACGUCUCGAAGAGUUUGAAGAGAGACACCAAUUGAUUAAAACAGAGUUCGACUCAUUGAAGGCUAUUAAUGAAGAAUUGACGACAAGACACGAAAAGACUAUCAAAGAGCUGAAACUUGAUAUCAAAAUUGUCAACAAAGAUGUGGAAAAAUACAAACAACUCUAUAAUUAUGUACGAAAAGAGAAAAGCGAUUUAAGUGAACAAAUCAAAACUAGAAACACAACCGAAGAUCAACUCGAAGAACGACUUAAGGAAAAGGAUGAACGAAUUCAACAGCUUAUCAAUGAAUUGGAUCAAAUCCGCAAAGAUUUGGAUGACAAACAACAUAAACAAUCGAUAGUGAAGGAAGGAUACGAAGAUCGGAUCCGAUCGCUCUCUAAUGAGACAAAGACACUUAGAGAUCAGCUGAACAAAGAGCUUAAUUGGAAACGAAAAUAUGAAGAGUCUUCGCUAAAAUGUGAAACCAAUUCAAACAAAUUAAUGGAACUUCAGAACCAAAUGAGAGAAUUGGAGAAUAAAUUGUUUGAAAAGGACAGACAAAUUGAGACCAAAGACAAUGAAAACAAAAAGUUGUCGAAUAAAUGCAAAAUACUUGAGACUCAAUGCGAGAAAAUGGACACUCAAUUGAAUCAAUUUCAAAACAAAUAUAAAGGUCUUGGAGUUCAAAAACAGAAAUUAAUAGCAGAUAAGGACAGCACAGUAUCGGAAGUAAAUAAACUAAAUAAAGAAAUCUGUAAUCUUCGGAAUCAAUUGGAUGCCGUCGAUAAAGAAAGAGAGGAUACAAUGGCUGAACUCGAGUCACAACGAGUCCAUUACGAAGAGUUGAUUAAAACUGAAAGACAAAAAUUGCUGACCACUGAACAAGAGUUUCAAAGUGAACGCCAAAAAACUCACAAACUUGAAGAACGCUUCUCAGCUCAGGAACAGAAUAUUUAUACCAACGAUGAGACUAUCAUUGCUUUGGAUAAAAAAGUGAGUCAACUCGAGGAACAAUUGAUUGCUAUUAAAGAAGAAGCGGCGUCUCAUAUCACCACUAUUGGCCAUUUAAAAGAAACUAACGAUAAGCUUAAGUCAUAUAUUAAUGUGGCCAACGAUAAUAUCGAUGAUUUAGAAGGAAGACUCAUAUCCAUUGCCAAUGAUAGAGAUGUCAAAGAGGAUGAAAUAAAUCAGUUGCAUAUCCGCUCUGAACAGACAAUUAAACAGUUAAAGAAUGCUAUAAUGCAUUUGCAACAGAAAUAUGAUUUCUUAGAGAAGAAGCAAAAGAAGAAAUUUAUGGGUUUAGCGCUGACACCAAAAAAGAAGGGUUCGGCCGACUAUGAUAUCAAUUGUCCCAUCGAUUUGGACAAAGCAUUGGCAGAAGAGAAAGCUAUCAAUAAGAAAUUGCUCGAAGAGUUAACUAAACUUAAGAGUGACGCAAACUAUCUUAAAAAUGAAGUGUUUCAAUUAAAUGAUUCAAUAAAUACCGAUGAUUUGAAUGACUUGAAUGACAAAUUAAGUAAUGAAUCAAAUGAUGUGAACCAGUCAUUUGAAUUGGAUUUAUGGGAACAGCUCGUCAACGAUCAGCAAAACCAGGAGAGGCAGCACAGGACUCAUACUGACUAUAGCCCUAACAGUGCUUUACACGUGGAUAUACUGGAUAUACACAACCAGUGAUGACAGUUGUUGUUG